Durio zibethinus is the source of this 966-nucleotide messenger RNA. RefSeq names its product 3'-5' exonuclease-like. Gene Ontology annotation, biological process: nucleobase-containing compound metabolic process. The record is from RefSeq and is a predicted model, not a curated record. Gene Ontology annotation, molecular function: 3'-5' exonuclease activity; nucleic acid binding. Gene Ontology annotation, cellular component: nucleus; cytoplasm. Lineage: Eukaryota; Viridiplantae; Streptophyta; Magnoliopsida; Malvales; Malvaceae.
UCCUCUCUUAAAUCUCCGCCGUGUUUUCCUCCUCUUUUUACCCGAUUUCCACGCCAUUAACAAACAAAAUCUAACACUAGUAAGAAAAAAAAAACCGGUUCUCUUGAUCUCUUCCACAGCCUAAAACCCUAACCGAAACCCAUUUGAAAGAACCUUAAAGCACUCCCAAAAUCCACCAUGAACGACGACAACAUCACCAUCGUCUCCCAUUUCAACCCAAACCCAAACAAGUUUAGAACAUUCACUGUAACUUUCUUCACAGACGCUAUCACCACCACAGUCACUUCAACUCCCUCUGUUGUCCGUAACUGGCUCUUCAACGUCCUUCGUCUCCACCGUAUCCGCCGCCACAGGCUCGUUGUCGGCCUCGGCGUGCAAUGGAACCCAUACUCUUCCGUUGACCACCCGCCAGCAGCUACUCUCCAGCUUUGUAUCGGACGUCAAUGCCUCAUCUUCCAACUGCUCCAUGCAAAUCACGUGCCACUCUCUCUCCGUCGCUUCUUGGCUGAUCCUCGUAACACUUUUGUUGGUGUUUGGAACCAUAGUGAUGAAGCCAUGUUGUUGAGGUCGAAGCAUAGGAUUUCUGUUUCCAGGGUGGUUGAUGCUCGUGAUGUUGCUGCUGAGAGAAAUGGGUUGAGUAGGCAGUUGUCUAUGGAGAAGUUGGCUGAGAUAUUUUUGGGCGCUGAUGAUGUUAAGAAGCCUAAAAGGGUUGGUGUCAGUGCUUGGGAUGCUUAUUGGCUUUCUUUAGAACAGGUUCAGUAUGCUUGUGUUGACGCUUUUGUUAGCUUUGAAUUGGCAAAGGCAUUGAAAGUUUGGAGCUGGGCUUAGGUGUCUUUGCUUCAAUGGAUAGUGAGGGGUUUAUGUUUUUUCAGGAUUAUAUACUUUAACACGCUUUUUUUUGCUCCAUGGAUAUGGAUUUUAUAUGUUGUUAGUCUCUUCUUUUUCCCCCAUUGAUAAAAUUUUGCU